AUGAUCAGGUUUUCGAUCAGCUUCCACAUGCAGGUGUGCGGUCCGGAUGGGGCGGUCACAUGGCAAGAAGGCCCAGCUGCGAGCUUCUGGGCCGACGACCGCAAGCUUGCUCUCGGCAAGUCCUUUCGCGGUGUCGCCUUCUCGAAAAUGGCCUCGCCAGCGGCCUUCGGCCGCUUCGUGCAGGACGGUUUCCAGCUCAGCAGCACCCGGCACCAGGGCGUGCUGCGAGAUGGAUCCGCCCGGUGGAGCUACGAGGUCGCGCCUCAGGCCGACGGCUUGUGCCCGAGCACAAGUCAGGUGGGCUGGGGCGGUCGGCUGGGAGACAAGCAGUAUUCGACCGCUGGCUGGCUCGCCGCCUUCCCCGUCUUUGAGCCCAUGUAUCAGGUGGUGAUGGCGCACGGCCUCGCCUCGGGAUGGGUCGAGUGGCGCGGAGAGCGGCGCGAGUUUAGGGACGCGCCCUGCUACACCGAGAAGAACUGGGGCGGCGCCUUCCCGCGGCGCUGGUGGUGGGUGCAGUGCAACGCCUUUGAGGCGCGCGGCCUCACGCUGACCUGCGCGUGCGGCGAGCGGUCCAACCCGCUGCUCGAGCCGCUGCUGCCGGGCCGCACCGAGGACGCCUGCAUGGUGGCGCUGCACGACGAGUCCGCCAAGUUCUACCCCUUCCCUAACUGCGAGUGGGACGUGGAGUGGGGUCGCUGGACGGUGCGGGGCGCGCUCGACGACCUGCGCGUGCGGGUGGAGGCCACUUGCGACGGCGAGGCGGCCUCGGUGGUGCGAUGCCCCGCCUCGGACGGCAUGACCGCCUCCGCGAGGGAGCGCUUCGAUGGGUCGCUCUCCGUGCGCGUGUGGCGGGUGACGGCCAGAGAGGAGGAGGAGGAGGUGCUCAUCGACUCGACGAGCAGCCGAGCCGCUGUCGAGGUGGGCGGCGAGGGCUGGGAGGGCGGCGGGCGCUGGAAGGGGUCGUGCGAGGUCGCGGGCGCAGCACGGGCGAUCCUCUCGGCCGACGUGCCGCUGGAGCGCUUCCGCGAGGCGAUCCCGGGGCUGUGA
Molecule: messenger RNA, 1047 nt
Organism: Emiliania huxleyi CCMP1516
Lineage: Eukaryota; Haptophyta; Isochrysidales; Noelaerhabdaceae
Exons: 2
Coding region: 1-1047 (348 amino acids)
Molecular function (GO): tocopherol cyclase activity
Source: RefSeq, a predicted model, not a curated record